Soboliphyme baturini is the source of this 1108-nucleotide messenger RNA. Lineage: Eukaryota; Metazoa; Nematoda; Enoplea; Dioctophymatida; Soboliphymatidae. The record is from the annotation of a GenBank genome assembly.
GUGUACAUGAUAUAAGAAACCGUUGUCUUUCCUGGACUGUCUUUCAGCUACGUGUCUGUUAUAGCUUUAUACCGCAUUUCACAAGCGCCUCAGCUCACAGUUGGUUGGUUUCGAGGAGAUUUUCAAAAUCGCUGGCUACCGACUAUGUACCGAUCAAAGCUGGCGACUGGACGGUGCUGUUGACAGGUCGGUUUUGUUGGAAUGUGCUGUCGAUUGUUUCUUGGCCAGCGUCGAGUGCCAGUUGCUACAGACUGUAUUCGAACGCAUUUCGCACACUAAGUACUCCUGGUCACAACUUGUGUCCUAUCGACUGACCAAUCGCAGGUCGAUCGAAUCGACUGUUGCAGAGUUGAGGAAGGAAGAUUUUGUCGUGCCGCUGGUAGAACGAAGCUUCAACGGUGACACGGAAAUUGCUGAGCGCUCGUCACUGCUGCCGACUUAUUCGUUGAAUGGUUUGGAUAAGCCGCUGCGCGACACAGCCUCCUCUCAUCAGCCGUCGACAGGGGCUGUAGGCUGCGGCAACGUGCUCAAUGUUAAAAUCAACCCCUGCCUUCCAUAUCGUGAUUCCACCAUCCCUGAUCAGAAUGUGUUCGAUGAAUCGGCACCAGAUUCAUUCGCCUCAGCACUGUCAUCGUCGGCAGAAUUAGUAGGCGAAUCUGCGUCUACCGGAGAAAGUGAUCUGCAAAGAUCGUCAUCGACCUUCACGUCGAUUCCUGUUCCUGAUCGUUAUAAUAGCUUAGCAACCGGUGUUACUCUUCCUGUGAAACCCUCUCCAGAUUUAGUCCAGCCGAUCAGCAGUCAACCUUCGUACUCGCUGCGUGAAUCGGUUCUUUAUUCGAAUGCAGCUAUGGGUACUGGCGCGAGAUUACGGUGCAGUGCUGACGAAAACCCGAAACCUCAGCAGAGUCUCGCACAGUCGCCAUCUUUGCCAUCGGCGUAUCGUUUUUACGAAGGCGCUGCUGCGCGUGAUCUUUCGAGGGUGGGAAUAGACAAUACGCCGGCUAGCAACGGUCAAGACUUCCUUUGGACGUGUCCGCACUGUUCACUGGCUAACAUCAGCAAAACAUUACUAUGUCCUCGCUGUCUCUCGUUUAUGGAUAACGUGUAA